Cannabis sativa is the source of this 3917-nucleotide messenger RNA. Its product is annotated as DNA polymerase delta catalytic subunit. The record is from RefSeq and is a predicted model, not a curated record. Gene Ontology annotation, biological process: nucleotide-excision repair, DNA gap filling; DNA-templated DNA replication; DNA replication proofreading. Gene Ontology annotation, molecular function: DNA binding; DNA-directed DNA polymerase activity; 3'-5'-DNA exonuclease activity. Lineage: Eukaryota; Viridiplantae; Streptophyta; Magnoliopsida; Rosales; Cannabaceae. The coding region runs from base 77 to 3340 and encodes 1087 amino acids. Gene Ontology annotation, cellular component: delta DNA polymerase complex. The transcript is spliced from 30 exons.
GGAAGUUCAUUCCUUCUCUCGUCUCACUUGUACUCUUCAAGCAGUUCCUUACUUGCUCUCAUCUCCGGCCACCGAAAUGAACAAAGGCGGAAGCAGAAAGCGACCACCUCCACCACCGCAGAUUUCACCGGCGAACCCUCCCAAGCAGCAGGCAACCUCGCAAGAGGAGGAAUUUCUCGACGAAGAUGUCUUCCUUGAUGAAACCCUCAUCGAGGAUGAAGACUCCCUCAUCCUCCGAGACCUUGAGGACCGCCAGGCACUUGCUUCCCGCCUAUCCAAGUGGGUUCGCCCCUCUCUUUCCGAUGAUUACGUCUCCGGCUCGCGAAAUGUUGUAUUUCAGCAGUUGGAGAUAGAUUAUGUGAUCGGGGAGAGCCAUAAAUCAUUACUUCCGAAUUCUUCAGGACCUGCCGCCAUUAUCAGAAUAUUCGGUGUCACAAAGGAAGGACAUAGUGUGUGCUGUAAUGUUCAUGGCUUUGAGCCAUACUUCUACAUCAGCUGCCCUUCAGGAAUGAGACCUGACGACAUAUCCAACUUUCAUCAAAUUUUGGAGGGAAGGAUGAAGGAGGCUAAUAGGAACAGCAAGGUACCUAAGUUCAUUCGUCGUAUUGAGAUGGUCCAGAAAAAGAGCAUAAUGUACUACCAGCAGCAGCAUUCUUACCCUUUUCUCAAAAUUGUUGUUGCUCUACCGACAAUGGUUACAAGCUGUCGUGGCAUACUUGACAGAGGUGUACAAAUUGAUGGACUGGGUAUGAAGAGCUUCAUGACAUAUGAAAGCAAUGUUCUAUUUGCUCUUCGCUUUAUGAUUGAUUGCAACAUAGUUGGUGGCAACUGGAUUGAAGUACCUGGUGGAAAAUAUAUGAAGACAGCUAAAAAGUUGUCGUACUGUCAGUUAGAGUUUGAUUGCAUAUAUUCAGAACUUAUCAGUCAUGUGCCAGAAGGAGAAUAUUCAAAGAUGGCUCCAUUUCGCAUACUGAGUUUUGACAUUGAAUGUGCUGGUCGUAAAGGUCAUUUUCCCGAGCCUGGCCAUGAUCCUGUUAUCCAGAUUGCAAAUCUGUUAACAUUACAGGGAAAUACUGAGCCAUUAGUCCGUAAUGUCAUGACCCUUAAGUCAUGUUCUCCAAUUGUUGGUGUCGACGUGAUGUCCUUUGAUACAGAAAGAGAAGUCUUGCUAGCUUGGAGGGAUUUUAUUAAUCUAGUGGACCCUGACAUCAUUAUUGGAUAUAACAUUUGCAAAUUUGAUUUGCCAUAUCUCAUUGAAAGAGCUGAGACUUUGGGAAUAGCUGAAUUUCCAAUACUGGGUCGCAUCAGAAGCAGCAGGGUUCGGGUCAAAGAUACUACCUUCUCUUCAAGACAGUAUGGUACCCGGGAGAGUAAAGAAGUAUCAAUUGAAGGGAGAGUUCAAUUUGACUUGCUACAGAUUAUGCAACGAGAUUAUAAAUUGAGUUCAUACUCCUUGAAUUCUGUCUCAGCACACUUCCUUUCUGAGCAGAAAGAGGAUGUUCACCAUUCAAUUAUAUCUGAUCUCCAGAAUGGGAAUGCUGAAACCAGAAGGCGACUUGCAGUAUAUUGUCUGAAGGAUGCUUAUCUUCCUCAGCGACUAUUGGACAAACUGAUGUUCAUUUACAAUUAUGUGGAGAUGGCUAGAGUUACAGGAGUUCCCAUUUCUUUUCUUCUCUCCAGGGGUCAAAGCAUAAAGGUACUUUCUCAACUUCUGAGGAAGGCAAAACAAAAGAAUCUUGUAAUUCCAAAUGCCAAACACGCAGGAUCUGAACAAGGGACAUAUGAAGGUGCCACUGUUUUGGAGGCAAAGUCAGGGUUUUAUGAAAAGCCAAUUGCAACAUUGGAUUUUGCAUCCUUGUACCCGUCAAUCAUGAUGGCAUAUAAUCUGUGCUACUGUACUCUGGUUACACCGGAAGAUGCUCGCAAAUUCAACCUCCCUCCAGAAUGUGUUAACAAAACUCCAUCUGGUGAAACAUUUGUUAAAUCAAGUUUGCAGAAGGGAAUACUUCCUGAAAUUCUUGAAGAAUUAUUAACUGCUCGUAAAAGAGCGAAGGCCGAUUUGAAGGAAGCAAAGGAUCCUCUUGAGAAAGCGGUGCUGGAUGGUCGGCAGUUAGCAUUAAAAAUAAGUGCAAACUCUGUUUAUGGAUUUACUGGAGCUACCGUUGGUCAGUUACCUUGUUUAGAGAUAUCUUCAAGUGUCACAAGCUAUGGUCGACAAAUGAUUGAGCAUACAAAAAAACAUGUAGAAGAUAAAUUUACUACACUUGGGGGAUAUGAACACAAUGCUGAGGUCAUAUACGGAGACACAGAUUCAGUUAUGGUCCAGUUUGGUGUGGCCUCUGUGGAAGAAGCAAUGAACUUAGGGAGAGAAGCUGCUGAUUUUAUUAGUGGAACUUUCAUUAAACCUAUCAAGUUAGAGUUUGAGAAGGUUUAUUAUCCAUAUCUUCUGAUCAGCAAGAAGAGAUAUGCUGGUCUGUUUUGGACAAACCCAGACAAGUUUGACAAAAUGGAUACCAAAGGUAUUGAAACUGUUCGAAGAGACAAUUGUUUAUUGGUAAAGAACUUGGUAAAUGAGUGCUUGCACAAAAUACUAAUUGACAGGGACGUUCCUGGAGCAGUCCAAUAUGUCAAGAACACCAUUUCAGAUCUUCUUAUGAACCGUAUGGAUUUGUCACUUCUGGUUAUAACUAAGGGUUUAACAAAGACUGGAGAUGAUUAUGAAGUAAAGACUGCUCAUGUUGAACUUGCUGAACGCAUGCGUAAGAGAGAUGCUGCCACUGCUCCAAAUGUUGGAGAUCGAGUACCAUAUGUCAUUAUCAAAGCAGCAAAAGGUGCCAAGGCGUAUGAAAAGUCAGAGGAUCCCAUCUAUGUUUUGGAGAAUAACAUACCAAUAGACCCUCAGUACUAUCUUGAAAAUCAAAUUAGUAAGCCACUUCUAAGAAUUUUUGAUCCCAUUUUAAAGAAUGCCAGCAAGGAGCUUCUCCAUGGAAGUCAUACCAGAUCAAUCUCCAUCUCUACGCCCUCAAACAGUGGCAUAAUGAAAUUUGCCAAGAAGCAACUUAGUUGCAUAGGCUGCAAAGCUCUACUUGGUAAGACAGAUCAAACUCUCUGCUCGCACUGUAAGGGAAGGGAGGCUGAACUAUAUUGCAAAUCAGUGUCAAAUGUUUCUGAGCUAGAGACGCUUUUUGGGAGACUUUGGACACAAUGCCAAGAGUGCCAAGGCUCAUUGCAUCAGGAUGUGCUCUGCACGAGUCGAGAUUGUCCUAUAUUUUAUCGAAGAAAGAAGGCACAAAAAGACAUGGCUGAAGCCAAGCAACAACUAGAUCGUUGGACCUUUUGAGAGAUUUUCCCAGGUCCAAUCUCUUGAAGACUUCCAUGACAUGACAUUUGGAGUUUGAAAAUAGGAUAGUUACGGGGAAGUUAGUUGUCAGUUGUGGUGAAUGGAAUCUUUCUUGCGACAUAUCUUGAUGUUUUGAUCGGUAUGUGAAUGACCCUUACAUUUUGUUUUUCUAUUUAUCCGAGAUUUCAGCCACGUAGUUCCACAGAGUGAUAGUUUAAUCAGUUUCUUCAGUCUCAUAGUUACAUAGAUUUUGGAUAUGUUUGGGUAGUCCGUUAAUGGACGUAAUACCAUGUACAUGUAUGAAGAUAUUGUAUGCGUUCUAUGUGCAAUAUCCAUUUAUUUAAAAUUGAAACUACAGUUUGUAUGAUUUAUUAGAGAAACAAUUACGACGGUAGUAUUAGUUUUUUUGCAGUCAUUUGGGGGUUGGAUUUGAUUCUGUGUGAUAAUGGCAACUAUCUCGGCACCUAUCUGGAAAGUGUAGUGUUUGUCUUUUUAUAUCAUGUGAUAACUCUAAUAGUAUGCUACUAUGCGUCUUUUCAAUGCUAAUGUAAUUAUUCGACCAAAGUUCAUUUAUUUA